AGGAGGGGGCGCCUGUAUGGGAUUGGUCAAACCAGUCACAAGAUGUUGUGAGGGGAAAAAAAACGAAAAAACACUGAAAGCGUCCCUACCAUUCAGAACAGCCGCUGCAGCUCCGGGGGAAAUUUUUAACUCCACAACAAUGAGUGAAUCACUGGUAGUGUGUGAAGUGGAUGAAGAUCUGGUUAAAAAGCUGAGGGAGUUUCGUUUCCGGAAGGAGACCAACAAUGCAGCGAUCAUCAUGAAGAUUGAUAAAGACAAGCAGCUGGUUAUUCUGGAGGAAGAGCAUAAGGAUAUUUCUCCUGAUGAUCUAAAGGACGAACUGCCAGAGAGACAGCCGAGAUUUAUCGUCUACAGUUAUAAGUACGAACAUGAUGACGGCCGCGUGUCUUAUCCCCUCUGCUUCAUCUUCUCCAGCCCCGUGGGUUGCAGACCAGAGCAGCAGAUGAUGUACGCAGGAAGCAAAAACAAGCUGGUGCAGACUGUCGAACUGACCAAGGUGUUUGAGAUCAGAAACACAGAGGACCUGACAGAGGAAUGGCUUAGAGAGAAACUUGGGUUCUUCCGCUAAACCCAUCACCUCCUCCAGGGGUCUGGGAUACGAGGAGAAUCCCGACUGCACAACUCGUGACAUCUCUUGGAGACAACACACCACAGUUAACCUUUCCCUCCUCCCUGCAUCAGACCUGAUUUAAAUAGUGUUUGCAGUCCUCUGUUUUAGGCCCGCUCGGUGGCGUUUAACACACAUUACAACUCAUAAGAUGCCAGAAGGUGCACACAAUUACAAGAGUUUAAAUGGUUCUCUGUGACUGCCAACAUUUCUGGCACUUACUAAACCUCACCGAUCUGGCAGCCUAAAACUGACCAUACUGUUUGAAGCAGGUCUGUUAUUGUCUCCAUACAAUCUCUCCAUAUUCCUCUUAUGUGUCUGUUUUGAAUUAACGAGGGCUGCCCCCAUUAGUCAA
This is a messenger RNA of Oreochromis niloticus (Nile tilapia), 962 nucleotides long. It is a transcript of the gene gmfb, whose product is annotated as glia maturation factor, beta. The record is from RefSeq and is a predicted model, not a curated record. The coding region runs from base 17 to 568 and encodes 183 amino acids. NCBI's taxonomy places the organism in Eukaryota, Metazoa, Chordata, Actinopteri, Cichliformes, Cichlidae. Gene Ontology annotation, biological process: negative regulation of Arp2/3 complex-mediated actin nucleation; actin filament debranching. Gene Ontology annotation, molecular function: Arp2/3 complex binding; actin binding. The transcript has 7 exons. Gene Ontology annotation, cellular component: cortical actin cytoskeleton.